Colias croceus (clouded yellow) is the source of this 2141-nucleotide messenger RNA. RefSeq names its product putative nuclease HARBI1. The transcript has 6 exons. Lineage: Eukaryota; Metazoa; Arthropoda; Insecta; Lepidoptera; Pieridae. The record is from RefSeq and is a predicted model, not a curated record.
AAAUCUCAAUAUAAAAUAAAAAUUAUAGUUUAGAAGAUUGAUUAAUAACUAAGAUCAUUGAAUACCUACUUAAAAAAACUUAUUAAAAUAUAUUACGGAAUAUUAAUCACCUUCUUAGACAGUUUUAUAGAAAAUGGCACGAGUGUUCUUAUUAAUUGAGGCACUCGAGGCCGAAGUUAGAAGACAAGAAGCUCAUGAUGUGGCUCAGUUACGGCGAAGUCUUCGUAACCAAGCAAGGACUUUGAGCAUGACAGAUGUUGAGUUCAAGGCACACUACAGAAUAUCCGAAGAUUCAUUUAAAGAGUUGUGUUGUGAACUAGCUCCACUAAUGCCUAGAUCAAAGAGGCAAACAAAGGUUUCUGUAGAGUGUAAGGUCUUAACAGCUCUGUCUUUCUAUGCAACGGGUUCAUACCAAAAGCCAGUAGGAAUGAGCUUUUUGCAUGGUUUAAGCCAGCCUAGUGUGUCAAAUGCUGUGAGAGAAGUGACAACAGCACUAAAUAAUAUUAAUAUACUGAACAAGUAUAUUAAAUUUCCACAAACACAGCAAGAAAGAAAUAUCAUCAUUAACAAAUUUUAUAAUAAAUUUGGAAUUCCUGGUGUCCUGGGCUGUGUUGAUGGUACACAUGUGGCAUUAGUGAAGCCUUCAGAGCAUGAAGAAUGUUUUUUUAAUAGACUAUCAUUCUAGAAAAUAGACUAUCAUUCUAUAAAACACUAUCAUUCUAGAAAUGUUCAAAUAAUAUGUGACAGUGAUCUUAAUAUAUUAAAUGUGGGUGCUACUUUUGGCGGAGCUACUCAUGAUGCAUAUAUUUGGCGCAAUUCGGAAAUAAAUAAUCAUUUGCAGCAGCUUCAUAAUAAUGGUGAAAGCAUUUGGUUAUUAGGCGACUCUGGAUAUCCACUGCGGCCGUGGCUUCUGACUCCUAUUGUUAACGCUGUUCCUGGGACUGCAGAAGAGCAUUACACGAAUGUCCACUGCAGUGCUAGGAAUACUGUUGAACGUUGCAUAGGAGUUUUGAAAACUCGUUGGCGAUGUUUGUUGGCACAUAGAGUACUGCAUUAUGACCAUCACACUGUGGCAAAAAUCAUAAAUGCAUGCUGUGUUUUACACAACAUUGCUUACCAACAAGGAACGGAAGUCAUAGAGCUAUCAGAUGAAUAUACUAGACUUGAUUCUGACCGCCAAAUAUCUGACACCAUCAGCAUUGAUGAUGAAACACAUCAAUUAGAACGUGGUCGUUUACAACGAUCACUUAUUAUGCAGCGUCUCUGGAGGGAGAGGAGACCAUAGCCUUUAUUUAGUGUUGUACAAACUUUAUCUAGUAUGUAAACCUAAGAAUAUUUAUAUUUAUAAAGCAGAAACCAAUGAUGAUAUGAUUGUUAAUAUUUGUAUGUGGUUAAUAAAUAUACUGAAAUAAAGGCACUAACUCACCACCUGUAAUGUAACGUUACAAAGUCGAGCAUUACGUAGGCAAUCUAGGAAAAACUGUCAUCACAAUAUCGAACCUGUAAUGUUAGAUUACAGAUUGUGAGGAAGCACUUUAUUCAAAAAGAAUUUACUUGAACUAUCUGUAGGUACUUACUAAUAAUUGUGUAAAGAUAAAAAUAUUAUACAUAGCAAAAGUAGUUUAUGAUAAUAAGUAGUUAAUUUAAUAGUGUUCACUGAUGAUAUUUUAAAUUGAGUUUAGUUUAGGCAUAGGCAAAUAAUUGUUUAAAUUUUUUCUGGUUAUUAUUGUAUCGUUAUUAUUUGGUUACUUAAUUUUAGAUUAUUAGAAGAAUGCUUAGUUUAGAUUAUAAAUAUAAUGAUUAUCUUGUGUACUGAACCUUUCUAUUUUUGUGGAGUGAUUGUGUGAUGCAAUAAACAUGUCUAUAUAUGAGUCAAUGUGUACUGAAACUGUAGGUAUGUACCUUCUACCUUCAUAUUUCACUUGUGUAAAUUAAUUCAAUUUUUGUAUCAGAUAUUUCAAAUAUUAAUAACUAUAUUAGUAAAAACAAAUGAAAUAUUUUCAAAUAAAACAAUAAUUUUAAAAAUGUGAAUGAGAAAAAUGUGUCUCAAUAAUCUAUGAAUAAUAAUUAAUCAGAUUUUGAAUACUUAAUGUCAAAAAUAAUGAAUUUGGAAUUAAAAUAAUGAUAACACAAACGUGAAA